This is a messenger RNA of Brachypodium distachyon (stiff brome), 1593 nucleotides long. RefSeq lists its product as uncharacterized. NCBI's taxonomy places the organism in Eukaryota, Viridiplantae, Streptophyta, Magnoliopsida, Poales, Poaceae. The transcript is spliced from 2 exons. The coding region runs from base 448 to 1371 and encodes 307 amino acids. The record is from RefSeq and is a predicted model, not a curated record.
GCGCACAGAGAGACACUCCCCCUCCCUUUCCACUACCCAACAACCGUUCCCGGGGACCCCCGAGCGAGCAGGCCAGGCAGAGCAGACGCACUGCACAACACAGAGCAGACACCUCCUUCUCCAUCCCCAGGAUAUGAGAAUACUAUGAUAUGAUGAUCGACCCCUUCUUCCACCUCCACUCCAACUUGGCUUCACUUCACACGCGUGCGUACAAAGGGAAGGGAACCCCGCACCACCGCACUGCUUUCCGCGCGCACUAAUACUCUCCCCUCCCACCCGUAAUUACCGCCGCCGCUUCAACGGACGACGACGGGGCCGUCUUCUCCUUGCAAUGAGGGCACACCGGGGGUGCCGGAUGCCUUGCAUUUCUUCUUAAUCGAGACACGCUUUGUUUGUGUGUGUUUGACUUUGUGUGCGCCAAGAAGAGGCCGGAGCUAGCCGGCAGCAAUGGCCGCCGGGAGGAGGCUCUCGGAGCUGCUCCAGGAGCAGCAGGAGCCGUUCCUCGUCGAGGCCGCCAAGAAGACCAGAAGGCUGCGGCGCGGCCGUCUAGGAGGAGCUUGCUGCCCCGUGGCCGCGUGCCGCCGGCUGCUCAGGCUCUGCAACCACGGGUUCAAGAAGAGGAGGGGCGCCAGUGCCACGGCCGCCGCCAGCAGCAGCGGCAUUGGUGGCGGCGGCCUGAGGUCCGCGCUGAGCAAGGUGCUGUGCAGCAAGGCCAUGAGAAGGGUGCUGCGUUGGGAGAAUCUUGGCGGCGGCGGCGGCGGCGCCGACCGGGGCGAGUUCCGCCGGCUGCGGCGGUCCGCCGGCGACAGCGGCGAAUGCGAUGUCCGCGCCAUGGAAUUCGACACGAGAUGGAAGGCGGCGGACAUGGAGGAGAUGGAUGUGGACUCGUCGCGGCAGCUCAGCCCGGUCUCCGUCCUCGACCUGGAGCUGCACUCCGACGACGACUCUCCGGCGCAUUCCCGCUGGGAGGACGAGAAGCCAUCGACCUCCGGGAGCUCGCCUCCAUCGGAAGAUCGUCUCCAGGACCCUACCUCGCCAUGCUUCGCCUACGACGUCCACGACAAGGCUCGCGCAAUGGAGACAGAGGAAGAAGAAGACGAUGAGGAGACGGUCAGAAACAACGGCCGCAGCAAGCGUAUCGAAGAGCAGAUCUCGUCGUGGGAGAGGAUCGCGGGGGACAUCUCCAGGAUCCCCAGCAUGGUGGAGUCGGACCUGUCGCAGUACAUGCAGCAAUGGAGGGAGCUCAGGCCUGAGGUCAGGGAGAUCGGCGCCAGGAUAGAGACCCUCAUCUUCGAGGAGAUCGGGAGGGAGACCGUCUGUGACAUGCUUGCCUCACACUGUACAUUGGCACCAGCAUCUCGUUGUCAUUGACCAGAGAGAGAGAGGGGGAGAGAGAACAGAGAGAGGUUGUAGUGGGGUGGUUAAAAAAAAAUAUUACUAGAGGGUUUGUGUAAUUUGAGGCUUGAUGUGGAAAUGAUUAUUUCCCCAACUCCAAAGUCUUGGUCUGUUCUGCUGUGCGUCGGGUUCCAUGUUGUUUAUUCUGCAAAGUGACGAUACAGUGGAUGGCAAAGGACAGGUUCUGUUCUUCGUAAA